UCGGGGGGGGCGGCCUGGUGUCCGGGGGGCGGCGGCCUGGCCCCAGCGGCGGGAUCCCGGCAGAAUGCAGUUUCUGCCUCUGCUUACAGCCACUGAGAGAUUGACAUUUCCAAGACUCGGUUGUUGCAGAUUCAGUUCACUGGUUGCGCCCAGCUUGGCUUUUGUUCCCACUAGUCCUCCUCCGGACUCCAUCAAGCUAGAGGAUCUCCAAAAAUUUGUCUCCCGGUCCAAGAAGCUGUUUGUACUGACAGGAGCGGGGAUGUCGACAGAAUCUGGCAUUCCCGAUUACCGUUCUGAAGCAGUGGGACUUUACGCUAGAACAGAACGGCGUCCCAUUCAACACUCAGAAUUCAUCUGCAGUGCCAGAGCUAGGCAAAGAUACUGGGCACGGAACUAUAUUGGCUGGCCCCAAUUUAGCUCCCACCAGCCAAAUGUGGCCCACUGGGUUUUGAGUCACUGGGAGAAGCUGGGAAAAGUCCACUGGCUGGUAACUCAAAAUGUAGAUGCUUUGCACGGGAAGGCAGAGAGCCAGCGGCUUACAGAGCUUCAUGGCUGUACACACAGGGUGAUCUGCCUCAACUGUAAGGAUAUGACCUUGAGAACUCACCUUCAGGAACAAUUCUUAGCUUUGAAUCCUGGCUGGGAUGAGGAAGGCCAUGGAGUGGCUCCAGAUGGAGAUGUUUUCCUGACUGAUGAGCAAGUGAAAAAUUUCCUCAUUCCAGAAUGCCAGAGAUGUGGUGGCAUUUUGAAACCCGACGUCACCUUUUUUGGAGACUCCGUGAACAGGGAGAAAGUUAAUUUUGUUCAUCAGCGUCUUGCUGAGUCAGAUGCGAUCUUGGUUGCAGGUUCUUCUCUUCAGGUAUAUUCAGGAUACAGAUUCAUUGUCGCAGCUCAUGAGAAGAAGCUGCCAAUUGCAUUGUUGAACAUUGGGGCGACCAGAGCAGAUGCUUUGGCUACUCUGAAAAUUGAUGCUCGCUGUGGAGAGGUGCUGUCAUACCUGUCAGAGAGUGAAACCUUCAGGCUGAAAAAUCCCUAAAAGUGCAAUAGAUUUAUUAUAUGAUAAUUUUACUACGUAUAGUGGUUAUUAGUGCAUCAGGAACUUUUACUACUUAUCAUGUUCCUUGCAAUAUGUGGAGUAUAGUGAAGAGUAUGAUAUGUAAAUAUCUUGCUCCAUAUUUACCUUUUACACAGACUCUAUAAGUGAUCGUUGACACGACAUUAGGAACAAUGUGGUUUGAACCAAUUAGCACUUUGUGGGCAUUAAGAGGGUUCACUUCCUGGAUUAAAUAAAAUGAAAGACUGAGCUGA
Messenger RNA from Callorhinchus milii (elephant shark), 1308 nucleotides. RefSeq names its product sirtuin 4 (gene sirt4). NCBI's taxonomy places the organism in Eukaryota, Metazoa, Chordata, Chondrichthyes, Chimaeriformes, Callorhinchidae. Gene Ontology annotation, molecular function: NAD-dependent protein lysine deacetylase activity; NAD+ binding. The record is from RefSeq and is a predicted model, not a curated record. The transcript is spliced from 3 exons. The coding region runs from base 65 to 1036 and encodes 323 amino acids.